AUGGCGGCUGGGCUCCUGCCCCUGCUCCCGCUGCUGCUGCUGCUACCGGGCCGGGGGCCGCCGGGGGCCCUGGGCAACCGGCACGCCGUGCACUGGAACAGCUCCAACCCGCACCUGCGGCGGGAGGGUUACACGGUGCAGGUGAAUGUCAACGAUUACCUGGACAUCUACUGCCCACACUACAACGCCUCGGUGCCCGAGCACCGGCUGGAGCAGUACGUGCUGUACAUGGUGAAUGCGGAGGGGUACCGCACCUGCAACACCAGCCAGGGCUUCAAGCGCUGGGAGUGCAACCGGCCCCAUGCACCCCACAGCCCCAUCAAGUUCUCGGAGAAGUUCCAGCGCUACAGCGCCUUCUCACUGGGCUACGAGUUCCGCGCGGGGCAGGAGUACUACUACAUAUCCACGCCGACACACAACCACCGCCGGGCCUGCCUGAAGAUGAAGGUGUUUGUCUGCUGCGCUUCCACGUUGCACUCCGGGGAGAAGCUGGCGCCCACCCUGCCCCAGUUCACCCUGCGGCCUGAGGUGAAGAUCGAGGACCUGGAAAACUUCAACCCGGAGAUGCCGAAGCUGGAGAAGAGCAUCAGCGGCACCAGCCCCAAGCGGGAACACUUGCCCCUGGCCGUGGCUGCCGCGCUCUUCCUCAUGACGCUGCUGGCCUCGUAG
Messenger RNA from Cinclus cinclus, 669 nucleotides. RefSeq names its product ephrin A3 (gene EFNA3). The record is from RefSeq and is a predicted model, not a curated record. Gene Ontology annotation, cellular component: plasma membrane. Gene Ontology annotation, molecular function: ephrin receptor binding. The transcript is spliced from 5 exons. Gene Ontology annotation, biological process: ephrin receptor signaling pathway; axon guidance. Lineage: Eukaryota; Metazoa; Chordata; Aves; Passeriformes; Cinclidae. Bases 1 to 669 code for a protein of 222 amino acids.